GUCUCGGAAAAAAACUUGCCUUUCAUAUUCGGCAAGGACAAGGCUCCGCCCGCCGCCACCGCCUCCGCCCCGGCUAUAAAGCUCCGCCCUUUGGCCGGCCCGCUCGGCCUCUCUCCGUCCGGGCCGCGCCUCUCGCCUCCUUCAUUCGUCCUUGGCCCGUUCGGGCCGCGUGGUGGUCUCCGUGCCCGCUCGCGCCCUGCUCCCUCUCCUCUCCGCAUGCGGGGGCGAGCCGCUCCCCGAGGACGCGGGCGGGCGCCCGGGCCUCGCCCAGCGGGGCUCGGCCAAGUGGCGGGCGACCGGCGGCGGGGGCACCGGCGUCGUGCGCCAGCUGCGCGUGCUCGUCCUCGACUCGUGCCUCUCCUCCUCUUGCGUCCGGUGAGGCGACUCGUCCUCGGUUCUUGCCUCUCCUUGUCUCGCGUCUGGCGAGGCAAUUCGUCCUCGAUUCCUGCCUCUCAUGGUCUCGCUUCUGAUCCUAUGUUGCUCGUCCUCGCUCGAUUCGUCCGUUUAGAGUUGAAGAAUCGCGUCUGAUUUGUUUCAUUCAGUUUUGCUCGUCCUCGGUUCGUCUGUUUUCAAGAAGCGCGUCUGAUUUGAUUGGUUAUGCUCAUCCACGAUUCGACCGUUUAGGUAGAAACCGCGUCUGGUUUGAUUUGCUCGUCCUCGCCGUCGUCCUUAGUUCAGAGUCGCGUGUGAUUUGAUUCUUGCUCGUCCUCGCCGUUGCCCUGAUGCUCUCGCGUGUUCUUGGGGCCAUCUCGUCGGGGGUCUGCGACUCUGGGAGGAAGCGAGCGGUCGGUCAGUUUGGGUCACCGUCUGGUUUGCGAACUAACAAGUCCGUUUGAGAAACUUCUGUUCCUGCGUUUCGUGUUCGCGGUAGAGCUAUGGUUCCUGCGUUUCUUGUUUGAGAAACUUGUGCGUGCGCUUCUGUUAUCUGACGAUCCUGCGUUUCGUGUUCGCGUCGGGGCGACGGUUGCAGGAACGAUCGGUUCUGGUUUCGAAAUUGGAGCAGUGUCAAAUCGGUUCCUCUGUUCCAUCACCUGCGUUGUUCGUUGGUCUCAAACUCAUGCGCCCUUGUGAUACUCUGGUUGCCCUCUGUCGAUUCUUGUUCUACCGGCAGGCGUGUGUGCUCCCAUCCUAGAUGCAGAGAAUCCUGUUCUUGUCUGUUACGGUUGUUCUGACGGUGUUCUUUUCAACUGGUUUCUUGUUAUCAUGCUUUGCUUAUGUUCCCAUAUGGCACGAUUGAUUCAUUGUUGUUUGUUGUUUGAUUGAUUGCCCUGAGAUGGAUUGCUGUUUGUUGUUUGACUGAUUGCCUUGAGAUGGAUUGUUGUUUGUUGCUUGAUUGAUUGCUUUGAGAUGGAUUGUUGAUUGUUGUUUGUUGCCUUGAGAUGGUAGAUGUUUAUAUGGCAUGAUUGAUUCCUGUUUGUUCAUGGUUAUUACAAUUGAUUGAUUGAUGGCUGUUUGUCGAUUGGUAUCUAACUUUGGUAUUGCCAGUUCCUGAUCAUAUGUAACAGACCUAGCACUAUUCUUUUUUCUGAACUUUUUUGUGAUUAUGUCUUAUGUGGAUAUCAUAUUCUUUUUUUGGUAUUACUGUUGUCUAGUCCUUGGAAUAAUGCUUUCUAAGUAUUUAAGGUACACACAUGUUGAUCUGGACAUAUCACAUUUGCUCUUUAUUGUUUUGCUAAGGACACUGAUGGGUUGAGUUGGCAUAUAGCGCAGCCGUGGAUCGCUCAUCAACCUGCUGAGCUCUUUCUGGAUAGGACAGAGGUACAAUAUUUACAUCCAUGGCAGAAGGUUCUUAACCCUGAACUCAUCAAAGGUCCUUGGACUCAAGAGGAAGAUGACAAAAUUAUUGAUCUUGUAAGCAAGUAUGGACCAACAAAAUGGUCUCAUUGCAAGGACCUGCAGAAGGACCCUCCCACCUCAGCGCAGGUCCUGUAAGUGAGGACAUGUUCCACUGGCAGGCCACUAUCAUGGGACCCUCGGACAGCCCGUUUACUGGUGGUCUAUUUUUGGUGAACAUCCAUUUCCCACUGGAUCAUCCCUUCAAUCCCCCGAAGGUCUCUUUCCGCAUCAAGGUGUUCCACCCAAACAUCAACAGCAAUGGCAGCAUUUGCCUUGACAUUCUCAAGGAACAGUGGAGCCCGACUUUGACCAUAUCAAAGGUCCUCCUGUCAAUCUGUUCAUUGCUGACGGACCCCAACCCCAAUGAUCCUCUGGUGCCUGAGAUUGCUCACAUGUACAAGACUGAUUGGGCCAAGUAUGAGUCCACGGCAUGCUCCUGGACACAGGGUACGCCAUGGGUGGAUCUAAAGUCAAAGACGACAAACCAGGUGACUUAUUGGAGUUGCAGGACUAUAAAUCAUCAGUCAUCUGAAUCUUCAUUUGUAAAUAUGACUGCUGGUGCUGCCGAUGAUAUCCAUAUCGACAUGCCCACGCUGUCUGAUGAGGAUAAAGAUGUUAUGAAAAAAAAAGGGGAAAACAAGAUUGACUUCCUCUCUCUUUCUUAUACAAGGCAUGCAGAAGAUGUGCGGCAAGCACAUGAGUUCUUCUCAAAGUUAGGUGAUCUUAGCCAAACUCUGAUUUUUGCCAAAAUUGAGAAUCUGGAGGUAAAUAACAUGUAUUUUUCUCUAUUGAGCUACUUUGUUCGUUCUUUAGGUGUUCUUAUUUCAGAAACCGUUGUUACUCGUGUUGUGGGCAGAAUGACGGACAACCUAAGGCCUACUCGUCCGGAGGCAACUGAUGUGGCAAACGCAGUGCUGGACGGUAGUGAUGCCAUUCUCCUUGGUGCUGAGACUCUCCGUGGGUUGUAUCCAGUUGAGACUAUUUCAACGCUAGGCAGAAUUUGUGCUGAGGCUGAGAAGGUCUUCAACCAGGAUUUGUACUUCAAGCGAACCAUGAAAUACGUGGGAGAACCCAUGACCCACAAGGAGUCUAUUGCUUCCUCUGCAGUGCGGGCUGCUAUUAAAGUUAAGGCUUCGGUCAUCAUUGCUUCACCUCAUCCGGAUAGGAGAAAAAGAGUAUUUCUUCUUAUAGGUGCUUCACCUCAUCUUGUAGUUUAAUAGAAAUUGAUUCAUAUAUUAUGCCGUAUUGAGUAUCUGCAGGCCAAGUACAGGCCCACCAUGCCAUUCCUUGUCUAAAAAUAAAUCAAUUGAAGUGGAGCUUCACAAGCGCAUUUGAAGCAAGACAAUCACUCAUAGUUAGAGGCCUCUUUCCCAUGCUUGUCGAUCCACGUCACCCAGCUGAAUCUACUAGCACUAGAAAUGAAUCAGUGUUGAAGGUUGCUCUUGACCAUGGCAAACCAUCCGGUGUGAUCAAGUCGCAUGGCUUACCUUAGCCAGAAUUUCUAUAAGAAUGUUGGUCAUGUUACAUACCUUGCUUCCUCUAGAACAAAGAUCUGGAUCACCCUCGCCCCUCUAGAGAAAUCGUUUACUCAUUCAGUUCUGGAAAUUCUUUAUAGCUUUUUGAGUUUACUUCGGUCUUGCAUGUAUUAGCUUUCUGUUUGUGCCCCUGUCUAUGUAUGUUUCUUGUGUGCAAGCGCUCCAUUCUGUGUGUGUGACUGUGUGUGGCUUGACUCUGUUUGUGUGGCUUGACUCUGUGUGUGUGGCUUGACUGUGUGUGUGUGUGACUGUGUGGCUUGACUGUGUGUGUGCUUGACUCUGUGUGUGUGUGUGACUCUGUGUGUGCUUGACUCUCUGUGUGUGUGACUGUGUGUGAAUGUUGCAUUUCUUGAUGGUGUGGCCUGUAUGCUUGAGUGAUGAUUGGUGUGGUUUA
Triticum aestivum (bread wheat) is the source of this 3765-nucleotide messenger RNA. Its product is annotated as pyruvate kinase 1, cytosolic. Gene Ontology annotation, molecular function: potassium ion binding; magnesium ion binding; pyruvate kinase activity. Lineage: Eukaryota; Viridiplantae; Streptophyta; Magnoliopsida; Poales; Poaceae. Bases 1875 to 3053 code for a protein of 392 amino acids. The record is from RefSeq and is a predicted model, not a curated record. The transcript has 18 exons. Gene Ontology annotation, biological process: glycolytic process.